This is a messenger RNA of Porites evermanni, 2838 nucleotides long. The record is from the annotation of a GenBank genome assembly. Lineage: Eukaryota; Metazoa; Cnidaria; Anthozoa; Scleractinia; Poritidae.
AUGCCAAGAAGAAUGGCAGAAUGUUCUGAAGGUGGCAGUGGUACUACAACAGUCACUGAAGAAGUAACUGAGAGCCCCACGGUAUGUAAAAUUUUUGAUUGAAAUUUCCAACUCACGGCAACCCUGAGCUGAAUACUGCUGAAUACUGCUCGCUCGCCAGUGGGAAAGUUUUGGAAAAAAGCUGGCAUGAUCCACAGCUGUACAGUUUGUUUAUUGGAUAUGAUGUUAUUGUAUAAUGAUUCAACUCCAAGUGAUUUAAUGAUUUUAAGAUCAUCCAUCAUCAUUUACUUUGCAUUGUAGGAUUUUGUAGGUUGACAAAAGGGAUACAAUUUAUCAGGCCCCGGUUGUUCAAACGUUUGAUAGCGCUAUCCACCGGAUAAAUCACUGUCCAGCGGAUAAGUAUUACGGAAAUCAAUUACGCUAUCCGCUAGAUAGUGAUUUAUCCGGUGGAUAGCGGUAUCCGACGUUUGAACAACCAGGGCCGGGAGUGUUAAUAAACAGAUCCAGAAAGCGCCAUUUUCAUGGAAAACACUUUCUUUUGUAGUAAUCCUCAGAGAUGCCAACCUCUGGAGAACUAAAAUCUGAAGACUUUCUUUUUUUCACUACCCUCAGGGAUAUCAACGGAACCCACCCCCCUCCGACAAAUUGACCAAUACUAUCCAAAUUCGCAAUCAUCGUUUUGAUGUCAGUGACUAACUACAUGCAGAAAUGCCCCUGAAACCGUACUGCAAAUAACAAAAAUUCAAGUUUUGAGCUAAAAAUGGGUUAAAUCACAAGCUAAGGCACAGAAAAGCUCAAAAGAUGAUUUUAUCCGGGAGAUUUGGUGACCCGUAUGGGAGAGCACGAGAUUGGUGCCGUGUCUGGGAGAGUUGGCAUGUAUGCACCCUAGUCCCCAAAAUGCUGGAAAUAGCAUUUUAAGGUGUUGGAAUUUCAAAAUUUUCUAGGGUAGCACACCCUGAGACACCCUGCCAGUAGAGUCUCUCUCUCACUUGCUCUGUUUUGGUGUUCUCAAGAAAGACUCUGCAUGAAUUGAGUAAGAUCUUUGUUGAGAAUGCAUGCCUUGUUGCUCGGAUAUAGUUUUGAACCCAGGCCUAAUAGCCGUGCGCUUGAUACAGUGAGCUUAGUUAUGACCAUUUGUUUAUCAAUGAAAGGAUGCUUGCACACAAAAAAACCAGGUUGACGAGAGAGAACAACAUUGACUAGUCCAGAAGUUUGGACUGCGGUGACCUCAAAAGCUUGACGUGAUUCAGGCAGAGCCUACCUUUUGCCUUCCUCCACAACACACAAGACAGAAAGAAGCUCUGCUUGCUCGAUGACACCCUUAGACUGCCCAAGAAGAAGAGGACUAAUGACCCUUUGUUGAAACAGUCGGUUGUUCUAGCUGUUCAAACCUCGUGACUAAUUCAACUUUUAAUGAAACCCCUGAUAAUAUAAGCCACUUUUUGAGUUCUCCUGUUACUCAGUUAUACCAUCAGUGGUGAAAGCAUUUUUAACAUUGUCUUUCCCUACUUUAUUUGCAGCAACAGCGGCUUUUGCUGAAAUUGAAGAAACCAAAGUUAGACAAGAAGGUGCAAUGGGAUGAAAGUGCUGUCGAUAAUGAGUUUAUGGGAAAGAAAAUAUCAAAAUGUAAAUAUCAGGAUAUCUUUUGUACAAAGAAAAUAGGUGUGCCAAUAAAUUUCCCCCCCCCCCCCAGUCAUUUUCAAUAGUAAACCCUCUUAAAACAUGGCCAGAUGGUGUCUAUAUACAAGUACUCCUUUGUUCCUGAAGUUAAACAAAAAGUGAUGUUGUUUUUAUCUGUUAAUUUGUGUGAUUAUUACAGUCGAACCUCCAUGUGUGACCUCCUGUCGUAAGUGACCACCUAUCCAAAACACCAAAACUUUCCCAGUCAAAGCUUUAAAGGUGGAGCCUCUAGUAAACGACCACCUCCUGUAAGCAACUGCAACCACUUUUUGGACCUGAUGGUUAAUCAUUUUCCAUUGUUUUUAAGCUCUUGUAAGCGACCACUUGAUGCAUUCUCUGAUCCCUAUUUUCGCUGUGUACACUAUGUUACUUAGAAUAUACGAGGAACUUUAGUGACAACAUGGAACUACACAUAUACUAACUUAGACGUUGCAUGCAAUAAAUUAUCUUCCAAAAAGAUGUGCCUUGACCUCUUCUCAGAAGAGGCUCUCUGUGGUUCGAUUCUUGUAAACAACUACCUCCCUUAAGGGACCACUGUCUUUGCAUUUUGACUGUAUUUUGUUUGGGUACACAAUAAUGGCUGACCGCUCUAGUAGUGCGUGGUGGCCCCUAGUGAGUGACUUUUUUUGUCUUAGAGGCCCAACAAGGACAUUACAGCUUUAGCAUAAAAUGUAAGGUACCCUAUAUCAGAGAAUUAAACCUUGGCCUUCGCACAAGUUUUCUUUGAGCACAGCAUUGGCUAUAGUCCAACAAAUGCUUAAAUAUUUCGGUGACUUAAUUUGCCUCAUGUGCAUGAUUUUCAAUCCUCAUAAAACACUCCUUUCUGUACCGGUUUGACAUGCGAAAAUCCACCUCAAGAACAUGAUGUUACGUUUUUGCAGGUUGUUGUAUUUAUUCCAAACCCAAAAUGUUUGGAGACUCUUCUUCUGAGAGUGACAGCGAUGAAGAUGGAUGUGNUAUUCCAAACCCAAAAUGUUUGGAGACUCUUCUUCUGAGAGUGACAGCGAUGAAGAUGGAUGUGCACACAAUGCUUACUGCACAGGCCAUAAAAAGAAAGGCCACAGAGGUCAUCAUCAUCAUCAUCAUCACCAUGGCGACAAAGGAGAUGAGUCAGCCCCGAGUGGAGAUUCUGAACAAGGACCAAGCUUUAGCACUUAA